Molecule: messenger RNA, 1910 nt
Organism: Drosophila obscura
Lineage: Eukaryota; Metazoa; Arthropoda; Insecta; Diptera; Drosophilidae
Gene: eEFSec
Product: selenocysteine-specific elongation factor
Exons: 3
Coding region: 367-1908 (513 amino acids)
Biological process (GO): selenocysteine incorporation
Molecular function (GO): translation elongation factor activity; GTPase activity; GTP binding
Source: RefSeq, a predicted model, not a curated record
CUCCGGUUUUCACUUUCGCAAAAAUAUUUCCAAAUUACUUUUGAAAACAGAAAGUUAGACGCUGCUAGCCGAAAUGAAAAGUAAACGGCUUUUUAUACAACAAAACAAAUUUUAAUUGCAUAAUGAAAAUAGAUGACUUUUUGAUGCAUUGAAAUGAAUUUGACACUAUUACCAGUGCAAUUGAGCUAUCGAUAAGUCUCUGUUAAAUGUAACCAACCACACUUUUGCGAAUGUCGGAGCAGCCUUAUAUGACUUUUGGCUGAAAACGCAAAAGUGUUAACAUAACAGAGAAUGCAAGCAAUGUUGCUGUUAUCGAGACUCUGCCAUCCCUAUUGCAUUUUGUUUAUAAUAUUCAGCCGAUGAAGAAUGCCGACAAAUUUCAAUAUUGGCCUGCUGGGGCACGUGGACAGCGGGAAGACCACUUUGGCCCGAGCUCUGAGCUCCAUCUCGAGCACAGCGGCCUUCGACAAGAAUCCCCAGUCGGUAGAGCGAGGGAUUACCUUGGACUUGGGCUUUAGCGGACUGCUCGUGGAGGUGCCGCCAACUCUGUCGCAAGCGGCGGAUAAGCUGCAGUUCACCUUUGUCGACUGCCCCGGCCAUGCGAGUCUCAUACGCACCAUCAUAGGAGGUGCUCAGAUCAUCGAUCUAAUGCUGCUAGUGGUGGACGCCCAGAAGGGGAUUCAGACGCAGACAGCCGAGUGCCUGGUCAUAGGGGAGCUGCUGCAAAAGAAGUUAAUUGUGGUCAUCAACAAAAUCGACGCCUUUUCAGACGAACAGAGGGAGGCCAAGCUAGAGAAGCUGCGCUCGCGCCUGGCCAAGACUCUGGCGGCCACAAGUUUCGGCAGCGAAGUUCCCAUGUAUGCAGUAUCUGCCCUGGAGGGAACCAACAUUCCCGAGCUGCGUGCUAGCCUGAGCGAGGCAUAUUUUCAACCGCAGCGGAAUGCGAGUGCUCCCCUCCUGAUGUACGUGGAUCACUGCUUUGGCAUCAAGGGCCAAGGCACAGUCUGCACCGGCACACUGAUCCAGGGCAGCGUACAGGUCAACGAUACAGUGGAGCUGCCGGCUCUGGGCGAGAAGCGGAAGGUGAAGUCCAUGCAGAUGUUCCGAGAGAACGUGACCAGCGCGUCCAUGGGUGAUCGCAUCGGCCUCUGUAUCACUCAGUUCAAUGCCAAGUUGCUGGAGCGCGGUGUAAUAGCCCAGCCGGGCUACCUGAAGCCUGUGUUGGCCGUCUGCCUGCAGCUGAGGUCGAUCCGCUACUACAAGAACGCCAUCAAGUCAAAAAGCAAGUUCCACAUUAGCGUCGGCCAUGAGACCGUAAUGGCCAAUGUAACCCUGUUCGAAGACAAGGAAGCCCAAUCGACUGAAUUCGACCUCAGCAGAGAGUACGAGUAUGCGGAGGAGCUGCUGCCAGCGGAAAUGCCGGCGACAGGUGUGGUGUUUGCUUUCUUGCAGUUCGAGAGCCCCGUCCUGACCACUUUGGGCACGACUUUGAUUGCCUCCAAGCUGGACAUGGACGCCCAUAGCAACAGCUGCCGUCUGGCCUUCUGGGGACAGAUUUCCUGGCAGACGCAAAACACCAACUACGUCCAAGACGUCCUGCCCAAGCUGUGCGUCUUCAAGCGGAAGCAGAAAGUGGCGAGCAUCCAGCGGGUGGUCAGCGCGAACGAGGUGAUUGUCCAGAACCUCUUCAAGAAGGAGACCAACCGAGACAUGUACGUGGGCAUGUGGAUCGAGCUGUCCACCGGAGAGAGGGGUUGCAUAGAGCGCACCUUCGGACAGAGCUCCAAGGUCUGCAUUGUGUUCCGAGAACCUCUUUCCGAAUCGACGAUUGCGAAGGUCAGGGAUGUGCAGGUGCUGUUGAGUUGCAAGAAGUACAUUUUCAAUAAACAGGCGGGUCUGUUUCAAUGAUA